GACGGGCGAGGAGGGAGGAAGGUGGCAGCAGCAGCUGAGAUGGAAGCCCUGGAAGGCCGCGGGAGGGAGCUGGCCCAGCUGGCGGUGCAGCAGCAGCUCCGAGCCGCCUACGGGAUCAAGACGAAGAAAGGGAAGCCCCUGCGGUCGGCAGUCGGUGGCGUGGCGAAGGGCAAAAUCUUUGGAAUACCUCUUCAUGAACUACCUCAGCAGAAUGUUCCUGAAUAUGGAAAUAUACCAUGUUUCUUGGUUGAGGUCUGUAAAUACUUGGAAGAGCACAUUCACACUGAGGGGCUCUUCAGAAAAUCUGGAUCAGUGGUGCGCAUGAAAACAUUAAAGAGUAAACUGGAUCAAGGUGAAAGCAGCCUGUCUACUGCACAGCCCUGUGAUGUUGCAGGGCUCCUGAAGCAGUUCUUCAGAGAGUUGCCUGAGCCCAUCCUUCCUACCAACCUGCAAGAUGCUCUUAUCAAAGCUCAGCAACUCAACAGUGAGGAGAGGAUUUCUGCUACACUGCUCCUCUCUUGUCUUAUAAAUGACAAAACAAUUGAUACUCUCAGAUAUAUUUUCAAGUUUCUCAAAAAAGUCUCUCAAAGGUCUGAAGAGAACAAAAUGGAUAGUAGCAACCUGGCAGUAAUUUUUGCUCCAAAUCUCUUGCAAUCAAGUGAACUUGACAAGAUGACUGCUCAUGCAGAGAAGAAACUUCGUUUACAGUCUGCAGUUCUUCAGACAUUAAUUGAUCAGGCAGACAAAAUAGGGCUUUUACCAAAACAUAUCCUGGAAAAGAUACCUGCUAUGCUUGGUAUUGAUGAUCCUAGCUCAACUCCUUCACUCCAAGACUAUGGAGAAAGUGAAAUUCAAACUCCUGGUCAACACCUGAGAAAGAGAAGGCAGAGCAUAGGAGAUGUUUUUAGUGGAGCUCUGAAUAAAUUUAAAUCUAACAGAACACCCUCCACAACACCUCAAAGAGACACAUGUGCUUUUGCACCGGUGACUCCAGUGAUUGUUACACCGAGUUCAAAGCGCAAAUAUCCUGCUGAUUCCUCUCAAGGCUUCUCUAGCAAGAAAAGACGAUCUAUCAGGCAUAACAUGGGCCUUGAACUGUUACCAGAUAGCCUUUUUAGCCUUAGCUCAACACCUGGAUCAGUUCAAUUUGAAUCAAGUCCUGCAUCACUGGAGGUAUUUCAGAAUUCACUGUCUGUCUCAAUCAGUGGUGAAAAUCACCUACUUAAUAUAGGAAGUCGAAGAAGCAAAAGAAUUGCCAGCAAAAAAGUACAUAGGUUGACUACUGACAGCACCAUGACCUCAACAUUUAUUUGCAGUGUGUUACUUCUGGUGGCCUUCAGGUUAGCUUUAACGUUUAGCCACAGUCCCAGGAGUCCAGACCGAGUUUCUGAAGCUGAUAUUCAAAGACUUCUGCAUGGCGUAAUGGAGCAACUUGGCAUUGCCAGACCCAGAGUUGAAUAUCCAGCACACCAAGCUAUGAAUCUAGUAGGUCCACAGAACAUUGAAGGUGGUGCACAUGAAGGUCUGCAGCAUUUGGGUCCUUAUGGAAAUAUCCCAAAUAUUGUAGCUGAGCUGACAGGUGACAACAUACCUAAAGAUUUCAGUGAUGAUCAAGGGUAUCCAGAUCCUCCCAAUCCAUGCCCAAUGGGAAAAACAGUUGAUGAUGGAUGCCUUGAAAACACACCAGAUACAGCACAGUUCAGCAAAGAAUAUCAACUUCAUCAGCACCUCUUUGAUCCGGAACAUGACUAUCCUAGCAUGGGCAAAUGGAAUAAGAAUUUACUCUUUGAGAAAAUGAAGGGCGGACCAAAACGAAAGAAAAGGAGUGUAAAUCCGUAUCUCCAAGGACAAAGACUGGACAAUGUUGUAGCGAAGAAAUCUGUUCCGCAUUUUUCGGAUGAAGAAAAAGAAAACGAAGAAACCAAAUGAAGUCUAAUGGAAACCCCUAAACUUGCUUAUAAUCAUUGAUUCAAAUCCUCAUAGUGGCUGCAUGUUUGUUUCUUAUAUAAUUAUUGCCUGAAAGCAGCUAGAUUUAUAACAUUUGUUCUCCUAGAUACAUUGAAACUCAGUUCUGUUUUUGUUUUGUUAAGUGAACUAGAAUUUUCUUGCUUUGGAUGUGGAAGCAGCUUUUAAAAAUAACAAUGUUCAGUGGAGGUUAAGCGGCAUUAAAAUCAAUUUGUAAACAGGAGGACAAUUUUUGAACUUUUAUAUUUGUUGACAGAAUGUGAUGUUUGCCCUUUGAGAACAAUUAUUUUACCAAGUUACCUUCCAAAAUAAUAACCUAAUUCACAAUGUCUUACCCCAUAUGCUAUGUCUCUUACAAUAAAUACUAAAUGCAGCCUUUAGCAUUUGCAUGAAAAUA
Molecule: messenger RNA, 2362 nt
Organism: Anolis sagrei ordinatus
Lineage: Eukaryota; Metazoa; Chordata; Lepidosauria; Squamata; Anolidae
Product: neuroendocrine protein 7B2-like
Biological process (GO): regulation of hormone secretion; neuropeptide signaling pathway
Cellular component (GO): secretory granule
Molecular function (GO): enzyme regulator activity
Source: RefSeq, a predicted model, not a curated record